Molecule: messenger RNA, 1644 nt
Organism: Epithele typhae
Lineage: Eukaryota; Fungi; Basidiomycota; Agaricomycetes; Polyporales; Epitheliaceae
Exons: 5
Coding region: 1-1644 (547 amino acids)
Source: RefSeq, a predicted model, not a curated record
AUGGCCACUCUUGAGCAAGUCUUGAACGAAACUGAAAACGGUGACAAGGUCUCGGUUUCCACUCUUGCUCCGCUCGUCGAGCCCGCCCCCACCACCCCCGUCGCGCCCGACCCUCCCAGCGUCACGCUUCCCGAAUGCGCACCAUCCACUCCUUCCCUGAGCCCGUCGUUCCGUAACGGAGUCAAGAGCGAUCUCAGCCCCGUAUGCCGGAUCGAGGGAUGCACCGAGGUCCACUCCAUCGACAACCGCGACACCGCGGUCGAGCACCUCGCCCGCGUGCACUACGACCUGACACCGCAGACGAGAGAGGCCAAGAAGCUGGAGGGCGAGUGGGCGUGCAAGGUCGAAGGCUGCAAGGAGGCGGCCGUAGACAUGAGGUGGGGGUCUUGGGAAACGCUCUGCCGGCACAUCAAGACGACACACUUCGGAUGGCUUUACGCGUGCCCGGACCCAAAAUGCGAUAUGCAUUACACGCGCUCGGACCAAUUGAAGAAGCACUUUGAGCGCGAGGAACGCUUGACCACAACCCACUGGUCCGGUCCAACACGUUUUCCGAAAGAAAGCGGAACAUAUAAGUAUGGGAGGCGCAAGUUCGUCCGCACCUUAUCUUCCCCGUCUCUAUCUGCGACAGUAGACAUGGGCUCUCUCAACGGGCGCCGGAAUCGGAACACGAAGGGGGAGGACAACUGGGCGCUCGAGCCCGUCGACCUCCCCACCGACGCUGACUUGUGCAGCUACCUCCACCCAUGGGGUCAAGCCAACGACAUCGGGCUUGGGCCGCCGCAAGAUUACCUGUACGGGGAACGCGACGUACACUACAUGCUCACAGUUCCGCUCUUCCAGCUCCCUCCGAUACCUCUGAGCCACAUCCCGAAUAUAUCACCGAAAGGCCCCAACGCCUUCCGCGUCUCUCGGUGGAGGAGAGCGUCGAAAUCUUCCACUCCUCGCAGACCGAGCAGGUUCCAGGAUUUGCGAGAAUCCCGCCCACCUUUUCGUCCUCUUCUCCCCGAACACUCGCGGUCUCCAAAACGCUCCAUCAGCCGCGACCUUGUUCACCACGCCGCGAGCGCGGUGUACACUCCACUGCCUCCCGCAUCGAUCCCCGCCGGCGUCCCCGAUGUCCGCCCGGCCAUCUCGAAGAUUCCUGCGAGCCAGAUACGCGAUCUCAUCCAGCGCCUCGACGCAAAAGGGCUGCUGUCGGACGCCGAGAACACGUAUCUCCGCAUGCUCCCGGCGACGGAGAGCAUCAACGGUACCUGUGCUCCCCGCGGGAGCCGUCUCGCGAUCGGCCUCUGCGUCCGAGGCCCGUGCCGCAGCCCGAAGAGCGGGCCUGUCCGACGUCUGGCUGGCCGUUCAUGGCGCCAGGGUCGUACUUUCCGCCAUUCACGGAUGGAAAGCCGACCUCCUCCAGCGCUCAAGACCACGGAGGGAACGGGCGCGCAGUGGGCGAAGAGAACAAUGAGGCGAGUUCUGUUCUCGUAUUGGCCAGGUGUGAUUACGCGAGAGCUGACGGUGCGUGGAGUGCAGAGCCUCGUCCAUCAGAAGGGCAAAGGAGUCGCGCGUCGUUUUGCGCCGGCCAAUGCCACGCCGCGCAGAGUCUUGCCGGAGAGGUCGUCGCGUCGCAGAAAGCAGGGGGACAACUGA